Molecule: messenger RNA, 3732 nt
Organism: Salmo salar (Atlantic salmon)
Lineage: Eukaryota; Metazoa; Chordata; Actinopteri; Salmoniformes; Salmonidae
Source: RefSeq, a predicted model, not a curated record
AGUUUCUGUAUAGACACACCACGUGAACGCGCACUUUUUUUGGUGCUCCCGUGGCGUGUGCACGUCGUGUGCACGUUCAGGUUCUAAACCCAGAGACUAGUCAGCGACUGACUCGUUUCAAUAGUAUUUCCAUCUGUCAGUGACUCCCCCCUUUGACAACUGUAGCUAAAACUGUAGCUAAAUAUGUCAAAGUUGGAGCAGGUCCUUGUUCUCGAUCCUCCAUCUGAUCUUAGAUUUAAAGGUCCUUUUACAGAUGUCGUCACCACCAACCUGAAGCUGAAGAACCCAUCUGACAGGAGAGUAUGUUUCAAAGUGAAGACCACAGCUCCUAGGAGAUACUGUGUACGGCCCAACAGCGGCAUCAUAGAUGCAGGCGCCACCGUCACCAUCUCUGUAAUGCUCCAGCCCUUUGACUACGACCCCAAUGAGAAAAGUAAACACAAAUUCAUGGUCCAGAGCAUCUUUGCUCCGCCUAAUGAGUCUGAACUCGACGUUAUGUGGAAAGAUGCCAAACCCGAUGAUCUCAUGGAUUCCAAGCUGAGAUGUGUAUUCGACCUGCCUUCUGAAAACGAUAGAGUGGUCAUCAGCUCAGGGACAGGAGAAAAGGAGACAGGUCAGGAGAAUAGAUCCUUCACUAGAGGAGCAGCAGGAUUAAUCACCCCAGUGCAGUUGGGCAGACACUCCAUGUUCUCAGGAGAGCCAGGCUAUGAGACGGGGUCUCGCCUGCCCCCCCGGGCCACCCCUACCUGGGGUGGUGGGGAGUUCCGUACCCCCUUCAGCAGCAGACUGGGUCUAGGUCUACCCCCCACCCCGCCAGGCAGUGUUUGCAACAGGAGUGAUCUACAGGGAUUCAGGACAGCCCCCAGCUCUGAGGUUAAAGUCAGAAAGAUGCCGCAGAAUGACGUGGAAAGGAGCAGCGACGUUGCGGCGCCCGUGCAGAACUCGUCCAAGGCGGCGGACAGGCCCGUGGCAGCGGCGAAGACGGUCAGCGCCUCGAUGGACGACUCUGAGAUGAAGAAACUAACACAGGAGUGCAAGAGACUGCAGGCUGAGAUGGGCAAACUGACCGAGGAGAACAGACAACUCAAGGACGACGGCGUUAGAAUGAGAAGGGCUGCCCAGCAUUCCGAUCACUUGACAUCAAAUCAGACGGGCUCCUCCUCCUCUUCCUCCGUGAUGCAACACACCACCGCCGCGUCCCUGCCUUCCCUCCUCGUCGUCAUAGCAGCCAUCUUCAUCGGCUUCUUCAUGGGGAAGUUCGUCUUGUAGACCUGGGGCUGGGUUCUGAAAUGGCACCCCCAUUCCCUUGACCGGGGGCACUCGUGCGGAUGAGUCCCAUAGGGUUCUGGUCAAAAGUUGUGCACUUACAUAGAGGGAAUAGGGUGCCAUUUGGGAUGUUGCGUCCUGGGAGACGCACAACGCCUGCCGUAUCCCACGACGAUCCCUCAGCUCCGGAAUCAAAAGGCGUGGAUGGAAGAUGUGUUUCUGUUAACGUAGCCAUAUCAGAUGUAGUGCUGUGAACCUCCAUCUUGUCUGCAGUGACCACGUCUGUCUGUCUGUCUGUCUGUCUGUCUGUCUGUCUGUCUGUCUGUCUGUCUGUCUGUCUGUCUGUCUGUCUGUCUGUCUGUCUAGCAUCAGAAGUACCAGGGACCCGCUGCCUUUUUUUUUACAAGGUCUCACACAUGGCUAGUACACACACACACACACACACAAAGGAAGGAAGUAAGGAAGUAAGGAAGGAAGGAAGGAAGGAAGCUCCUUGUUUGUGUGUUUCUGUUCUUUGAUGGAUGGACAGACAGGAUUGUGGAGGGAUAUGACGUUUGUGUCCUAAAUGGCACCCUAUUCCUUAUAUAGUGCACUACUUUUGACCAAAGCCCUUAUAGGCCCUGUAAUGCCCUAGGUACCCUGGUAAAAAAGUUAGUGCACUAUAAAUGGAAUAGGCUGCUAUUUAGGACAUACAGGAAGUAGUACACUACCAAUCAACAUGGAGGACAGUUUACUCUGAAUCCCAAACGGCACACUAUCUCCUAUGUAGUGCACUACUUUUGAUAAGAGACAAUACUAAUUGAGCCCAGGUCUACAGUAGCCUGGUCCUAACCUCCAGUCCUCAGCCCCAGGCCAGGAUAUAGUAGCCUGGUCCUAACCUCCAGUCCUCAGCCCCAGGCCAGGAUACAGUAGCCUGGUCCUAACCUCCAGUCUUCAGCCCCAGGCCAGGAUAUAGUAGCCUGGUCCUAACCUCCAGUCCUCAGCCCCAGGCCAGGAUAUAGUAGCCUGGUCCUAACCUCCAGUCCUCAGCCCCAGGCCAGGAUACAGUAGCCUGGUCCUAACCUCCAGUCCUCAGCCCCAGGCCAGGACACAGUAGCCUGGUCCUAACCUCCAGUCCUCAGCCCCAGGCCAGGAUAUAGUAGCCUGGUCCUAACCUCCAGUCCUCAGCCCCAGGCCAGGAUAUAGUAGCCUGGUCCUAACCUCCAGUCCUCAGCCCCAGGCCAGGAUAUAGUAGCCUGGUCCUAACCUCCAGUCCUCAGCCCCAGGCCAGGAUAUAGUAGCCUGGUCCUAACCUCUAGUCCUCAUCCCCAGGCCAGGAUAUAGUAGCCUGGUCCUAACCUCCAGUCCUCAGGCCCAGGCCAGGAUAUAGUAGCCUGGUCCUAACCUCCAGUCCUCAGCCCCAGGCCAGGAUAUAGUAGCCUGGUCCUAACCUCCAGUCCUCAGCCCCAGGCCAGGAUACAGUAGCCUGGUCCUAACCUCCAGUCCUCAGGCCCAGGCCAGGAUAUAGUAGCCUGGUCCUAACCUCUAGUCCUCAGCCCCAGGCCAGGAUAUAGUAGCCUGGUCCUAACCUCCAGUCCUCAGGCCCAGGCCAGGAUAUAGUAGCCUGGUCCUAACCUCCAGUCCUCAGCCCCAGGCCAGGAUACAUUAGCCUGGUCCAGAUCUGUUUGGUUCUGGUCAAAAGUAGUGCCCUAGGGAGUAGUGUAUCAUUUGACACCUAGACACAUCACCGUGGGCCUGAAGCAGUGUUCUCUGUCUGUUGUGUUAAUAGUAGUUGAAUGGAACGUUAAGUGUCUUUUUGUAAAUGUUAUUUUAACCAUUUUAAGAUAAAAAGGAGAGCACUACUUCAAUCGUCAAAUACCGACCACCUUACUACCUGUUGCAUGGCAUCCUCUUUCCUUUUAUAGUGCGCUACUUGUGACCAGAGCACUAUGGACCCUAGUCAAAAGUAGUGCACUAUACAGGGACGCAGCCAUAUAUACUACUUCAUUUGUUCUGUUUGUAAUUUCUCAACUUUUUUUUUUUUUUCCUCUGGGGAAUAUUUCUAUUCCAUCUGGGAUAUAAUAGGUGCCUCCUUCGUCCCUUCCUCCCUUUCCUACCUGGCCCUGUCCUUUCCCACCUGUCCCUGUCCUUUCCUACCUGUCCUUUCCUACCUGUCCCUGUCCUUUCCUACCUGUCCCUGUCCUUUCCUACCUGUCCUUUCCUACCUGUCCCUGUCCUUUCCUACCUGUCCCUGUCCUUUCCUACCUGUCCUUUCCUACCUGUCCCUGUCCUGUCCUACCUGUCCUUUCCUAUCCCUGACAAUACCAAUGUAGACUUUAUAUUAUAAUUUUUCUCAGUACAAAUCAUAUUAUAAUCCUUCUUUUCUUUUUUUGUUGAGUCAAAUGAAAACCAAGAAGGUUUCCUUCCAACCCUGUUCCCUCCCACGGUUUUAAACAUUUUGAAGAAAUAAAACUGAAAACAACGUGG